GGCAAGCGAAGUCUUGAUUGGCUAUCAAAAGUUGUUUACGUUAAGAAAUUACAGUUCGAAGCAGUUCGAAAGUUAACACGCCAGGCCAGUAGAAGUCAGCCAGAACCAGUCAACAUUGGGUUCUCCGUAUUUUUGCUUCAAGUCUAUCUCAAUCAGAUUUUAUAAUGGUGCGAUAUACUGCUCUCAACGGUUUGUACGAAUUAGAGAAAACAAUUGGCAGCGGUGGUUUUGCCAAAGUCAAACUCGCAACUCACGUUGCCACCGGCGAAAAAGUUGCUAUCAAAAUCAUGGAAAAAACAGCGUUGGGUGAAGAUUUACCAAGAAUAAAACUUGAAGUAGAAGCACUCAAGACACUACUUCAUCAACAUAUUUGUAGAUUAUAUCAAGUGAUAGAAACUGAAAGUCAUUAUUUUAUGAUAUUAGAAUAUUGUUCUGGUGGAGAAUUGUUUGAUCAUAUAGUGGAGAAAAACAGAUUAUCAGAAACUGAUUCUCGUAAGUUCUUCCGUCAGAUUGUUUCUGCUGUGGCAUACAUGCAUAGUUUGGGAUAUGCUCAUAGAGAUCUAAAACCUGAGAAUGUUCUGUUAGAUAAGGAAGAAAAUUUGAAAUUAAUUGACUUUGGUCUAUGCGCAAAACCUAAGAUGGGAAUGCAAGCACAUUUGUAUACAUCUUGUGGUUCUCCUACAUAUGCUGCACCAGAACUCAUAAUGGGAAAGAAAUACUUAGGAUCAGAAGUAGAUAUUUGGAGCAUGGGAGUUCUUCUUUAUGCUUUAUUAUGUGGGUUUUUGCCUUUUGAUGACAAUAAGUUAGAAAAUUUGUAUAAAAAGAUACUUAGUGGCAAAUAUGAAGAACCAAAUUGGUUGUCAAAUGACAGUAAAAAAUUAAUCAAAUCAAUGUUACAAAUUGACCCGGCAAAGAGAAUUACUAUUCACGAAUUGACAUAUCACCCAUGGAUUACGGCACAUUCUAUGAAGCCUGUAUCGUUUGUUCAACAAACAAAAUUUGAAAAGGAUGAAGAAGUAUUGAGUACAAUGUCUGCCAUUUGUGGCGAAAAUAGCGCAGACAUAUGGAACAAGCUUGUACGUAGUGAUAGAACUGAUUAUAAAACAGCUACGUAUUUGUUGUUGCUAGACAGAAAGUUGCGUGGACUUUCGUUGAAAGUAGCAACUGCAACAAGAUCUUAUAUUAAGCAAGAAAUGAAUGGCGCGAAUGUUCCACGUGAAAUAGUGAUCAACAACUUUAUAACUAAACUCGAUAAUUCUCCAAGAAGUCGAAAAAAUAAUGCGCGGUCUUCAGUAAAUGAUGUUACUUACAAUGUUUUGCCCAAAGAGAAUGAUAAAAAUAACUUUACAGAACCAUAUGUACCGGCACGAAAAAGAUUACGAAGCAAGGAACUCGAUGAUGUGACAUCACCUGUUCCAGCAAAACGACAGCCUGAAAAUAGAACAGUUAAUACUCCAACACAAUCGUUAACACCGGAUUCUAGAGCUCCACAAGCAUCUACACCAGGUAGUGCAAGAAAAGUUAUGUUGGGAUUAGAACGAGGAUUGAAUCGCGUACGACACGUUCUCACACCGAAAAGACGAUUAAAAAACGAAAAUACGGAUCCUGAUGAACCAAAUAUAUUGUCGGGAAAGGGUCUUUCUAACGUGUCUGCGACAUGUAGCGGCUGCCCGAAGUAUGUCCUUUCGAAACUACGACGAGCACUUCGGCGAAAGGGUAUAAUGUGCCGUCAAAAAGGAUUUAUUCUGCAAGGAGAAACUGAAGAGUUCUUUUCGGAAGUUAAGAAAGAUCCGUUGAAGCCGAUUUCUUCUCAAAAUUCUUGUUCCUUCGAACUGGAAGUUUGUCUCUUGGAAAUCAGUCCAAACGAUAAACGACUAGUCGGCAUUCGUCGGAAACGACUAAAAGGCGACGCAUGGGUAUAUAAGCGCGUUUGCGAAGAAAUUCUCGCUUUAACAGCUGAAGAUAUUUCUACAGAUCCAGAGGGUUCCUCUGAAUCCAAAUGUCCUAUCUGAAUCUUAUAGUUAAAAUGUGUGUGUAAAUUUCUCACCGUUUAUUCUUAAUUUGAUUGUGAGAAAACUUAGACAACAUACAUGUAAAUGUUUAACAAUGUCUCAAAAACAGCUAAAAAUUAUUUGAUAUUUUUAUACGCUUUUGAGAAUUUGUUUAAACAAACGUAUAUUAUUUUCUCACAUGAAUGAGUCGUAUAAAAAGUUUUUGCAGGCUCUUUUCUACAUGGAAGAAAAUCAGUACCAUCACAUGACACUGGAACGGUUAAUACAGAUGUUAAUAAGAUUUCUGUUUCAUUUAAGAAAAAACCGAUUAUAUGUAUGUGCAACGAGUAGUUAUAGAUUUUAUAAUGAGAGGAUAUAUAUCAUGCAAUUUUUAAAUAUACCUACUCAAAUGUAUAAUUAGUAAAAAGUUAAAUAUUGUAUAACUAGUAUA
Messenger RNA from Pseudomyrmex gracilis, 2442 nucleotides. Its product is annotated as maternal embryonic leucine zipper kinase-like. The record is from RefSeq and is a predicted model, not a curated record. Gene Ontology annotation, biological process: intracellular signal transduction; protein phosphorylation; microtubule cytoskeleton organization. Bases 165 to 2012 code for a protein of 615 amino acids. The transcript is spliced from 12 exons. NCBI's taxonomy places the organism in Eukaryota, Metazoa, Arthropoda, Insecta, Hymenoptera, Formicidae. Gene Ontology annotation, molecular function: ATP binding; tau-protein kinase activity; protein serine/threonine kinase activity. Gene Ontology annotation, cellular component: cytoplasm.